UUAAGUAAUUAUACUCCCACUUAAAAACUCAAGUCAUAACACCAUAUAAAAUCAUAAAUAAGUAUUUUUUUUAAAAAAUAAAAUAAAUUAUAAAUAAGUAUCCUACACUACUUUUUCAGCUGCUCAUCAUUUUUAUUUUCUUUCAACCCUAAAAAAACACAAAAAAAAAAAAAAAAGACUUCUAUCAUCUUCUUCUGUUAUCUUCUUGCAAAUUUUCUCUCUCCUUCCCUUUAAUGGUGUCGAUGAACCCUAGUUCGGCGGAAGAAUUCUACUUGGACGCUAAUGGCGUCGCUUUGCCAGGAUUGAAUCCGUUCUCGGCGCCGCCACCGGAGGAAUCUCCGGCGUCGGCGGCUACUGCGACGGUGUCUUCUCCGACGGACGAUUCGAGUAGUAAGAAGAUUAGGAAGCCGUAUACGAUUACGAAGUCUCGAGAGAGUUGGACUGAACCUGAGCAUGAUAAAUUUCUUGAAGCUCUUCAGCUUUUUGACCGUGAUUGGAAAAAGAUUGAAGCUUUUAUUGGGUCAAAAACUGUUAUUCAGAUACGCAGUCAUGCUCAGAAGUAUUUUCUGAAGGUUCAAAAGAGUGGUAGCAAUGAGCAUCUACCGCCUCCUAGGCCAAAACGAAAAGCUGCGCAUCCAUAUCCACAGAAAGCUCCUAAAAUAGGUCCAUCAGUUUCUCAACCAACAGGUUCUUUGCAAUCAUCUUCUCUUUUGCUUGAACCUGGGCUUCAAAGGCCAGAUUCUACUACAAUACCCCAAUAUCCUAAUAACACCACAGCUGUCUCUUCAUGGGUCAAUAAUUCUCAGUCUAAUGUGGCAAAAGGUGAAUUAAAACCCCCAGUGCCACCAAUUGCAAAUAACUGUUCAAGCAGUACUGAGAGCACAGCAAUGGCACGCAAUACCGGUGGACUGAAUGAAGCAGUAAAGCAUGCUCCACCAUUAAGAGUUCUGCCUGACUUUGCUCAAGUAUACGGCUUUAUUGGCAGUGUCUUUGACCCAGAAGUUAGUGGUCAUAUGCAGAGGCUUAAGAAGAUGGAUCCAAUUGAUGUUGAAACGGUAUUAUUGUUGAUGAGGAAUCUCUCAAUCAAUUUGAGGAGUCCUGAUUUUGAGGAUCAUGAAAUUUAUUAAGAAAUACAAACCUCCUUUGACUUGGUAAUUGGCCUGCCCUGAGUGAGAGUGUUAAGAGCAGUGGAAGACAUCAUCCUGGAACCUCAAAGCAUCAUUCUGGAACUUCUUUCAUGCUAAUCAAAACCCUUGGGAUUGAGUAGGCUAGAAUAUAGUGGGAAGUGCAAUAGGAGUUCACGAAUGUUUCCACGUGUGUAAACCAAGUGGUCAAGUGGUGCAGAAUGAAUUUUCCUUGGAACAGAGAAGUGAGGGAACACACUCACAAGUGAGGGAAAAGAAAGCCUCUAUGGGUUGAGCAUGAGAACUUUUAUCUUGCAGUCCUUCCUUACUGGCCUAACUCUUUUAUCUGAAGCAACAUGUGACUGAAACUGUAUUGUUAUACUGUUAUACUCUUGCUGAUCUAAUAUGAGUGCAAUCGAAGAUUUAUUCCAGUGUUAUUGCAUCAUGUCUAAUGUCAGUGCUUUUUUAGGCUUCUUUGGGCUUAAUUAUUCUGGCUUUAUGAACCGAUACCAACUGUCUUAUUUCCCUUCUCUACGAGUAAACUGCAGACUGGGAUUACUGAUGUUACAAUGCACCAAGCCUUGUAUUCCUGUAUUUAUAUGGGUUCCUGUAAAUGUUCUUUGAUUUAUAACAAAAAACAUUCUUUUUGUUAGUUUAGUCCGACCAACUCUUAUUUAUUUUAAGGAUUCUAUUGGUUGUGGUAUAUCCGUAUAUGUAUAUUUGAUUACUGGUAUUUUUGGUAUCAUAAAUGU
Chenopodium quinoa (quinoa) is the source of this 1876-nucleotide messenger RNA. RefSeq names its product protein REVEILLE 6-like. NCBI's taxonomy places the organism in Eukaryota, Viridiplantae, Streptophyta, Magnoliopsida, Caryophyllales, Amaranthaceae. Gene Ontology annotation, molecular function: DNA binding. The record is from RefSeq and is a predicted model, not a curated record. The transcript has 8 exons. The coding region runs from base 234 to 1127 and encodes 297 amino acids.